Messenger RNA from Lichtheimia ornata, 1392 nucleotides. RefSeq lists its product as uncharacterized. NCBI's taxonomy places the organism in Eukaryota, Fungi, Mucoromycota, Mucoromycetes, Mucorales, Lichtheimiaceae. The coding region runs from base 1 to 1392 and encodes 463 amino acids. The transcript has a single exon. The record is from RefSeq and is a predicted model, not a curated record.
AUGGAACCCAUUGUGAUCAACGGCGAAAAGGCGGAUGAAGUUUUACGAUACGCAUCAAGCAACGAUGCUGUUACCCGACGACAGGCACUACAUUCUCUUCGGGACCUACAACAAGCUGUCAAGGCACGACAAAAGCGUAUCCGGAUAUUCAAUCUAACGGUGCAGGCGUUAGACCAACAAUAUGCCCGGUGGCAAUAUUCUGCUCGGCAGCAGCUAACCCAUUUGGAUACCAUGGUAGCCGAUUUGAAUCAUCAAGUGGCAAAACUACGACAACAGCGUAGCGAAAAUGAAGAACAGCUCAAAGUGUUUGAACGGCAGCUGCAGGGGAUUCGUGAAUACGCCCAACGAAGACGUACCAAGAAAACCAAACGUGAGAAGCAGUACAACCAUUUUUAUUUUAUCCCAGUGGUAUCCAAGAGCUUCCAGCAAAAGUAUGUGCGAGCGCAAGAUAAAAAUGCAGCAGCUGAGCAAGAAGUUGUUCAGAUACGAGAAUCGAUUGAAGCGAUACAAGCGGCAGUGCGACAAGCUGGCAACUUGCUUGGUCGUAAGCAACAAGAGCAUGAUGCUCAAAUGGAACAACGGCGCGCUGUACAUGUGCAAGUGGCAGCUGCUGAUAAAUGCUUAGCUUAUUUACACGAGGGCCAACACUUUUGGAAUCAUUUUGAUCAAAACCAAGCGGAAGUAGUGAUUGAAGCUUGCUCUCAACUUAUGCAAACAUUCAGGAGCACCAGUGAGCCACAACUUUUUCGACGUCGUUCAUCAACAUCGACCGAUCCACAACAACGAGAUUGGAGAGUGGUAUUCAAAUCUGCAUGCAUUGAGUAUGGUGAAAGAGAAGCGUAUGGUGCUACCAAAUGGGAUAAUGUCGAAGUCGAAUUUGAUUGUGCCCGAUGCCAGCAAUCACUUGUAGGAUGGCCCACUCCCGACAAGGUGCAUACAGCUGACCUGCUAUGUGCAGUGUGUUACCAAGACAUGCGUACAAGCAUGAUUAUGGAAAAGAAAAUGAACGUCAUCGGUGGUAAAUUAGGCAUUGAGCGCCCUGAAGGACCUCGUCGAUAUUCCUCUUCAUCCAAAUCCACAAGUCGUUUUAGUACAUCAAGCGUGGGAUCUUCAUCACCAUCCACUACGCCACCUUCAUCAAAUAGGUCAUCAUCGUUUGUGGGAGAUGCCAAAAAAGUGUUUAAAGGUCUAAGCUUCUUGUCGAAGAAUAACACAACAUCCAAAUCCACACCCUCCACGCCACCUCUUUCAUCCACUGUGAUGCCUUCCAAACCACAUGAAUAUGAUCAACAACCCCCACAACAACAACGCCGCCCACCACCAUCAGAAAGACCGUUACCACCGCAACCACCCAAUGCUUUUCCCAGUAACCACCGCCCUGUUAUAGCAUAG